GCGAUCCCGGGAGGCAGGAGGGGGCUGGGGGUUGACGUGAGUGCAGAGGGAGGGUCUUCGCCCGCCCCCGGGCCCGUUUCCGGAGCCAGCGAUGGAGCUUUGUGGAGAGGCAGGCGGCGAGGCCGGUCGGCAGUGAUGACAUCAUCGUGUCACAAACAGGAGCCGGGCCGCCCGAGGGUUUAAGAGGAGAGGAAGGUUCUUUCGGACCACAUAGCGCUGGCGCUCCCUCUCGCGCGCCCCUGCCGAGCUGCGCCGCCGGCCACCCUCGCACGCACACCUCCGCGCGCCCGGCCACCCGCGCGCACUCUCUAGGCGCGCGCUCCCCGGGCUCUGGCCCCAGCCGCGAGCUGCAGCUCCCCGCCGCCGCCACCACGGAUGCCAGCAGCUGCUGCCAUCUGCAGUGCAGCAGCCCCGGCCGCCGGCCGGCCCGCCCCGGGCUCCCGGCUGGAGGAAUCGCGCCAGAACGCUGGCCCUGCUCGCGGCUAGCCUGCACGCCAGGGCGCAGCGAGGAUGGGAGGGUCGCAGUCUCUGCAGCCACUCCCAGCCAGCGACUCGAACCUGGAGGCUUCCGAGGCAAUGAGUUCUGACUCUGAAGAAGCAUUCGAGACUCCGGAGUCAACAACGCCUGUCAAAGCUCCCCCAGCCCCACCUCCCCCUCCCCCUGAAGUCGUCCCGGAACCAGAGGUCAGCGCCCAGACACCCCCGGAAGAGCCAGGAUGUGGCUCUGAGACGGUCCCCAUCUCCGAUGGCCCUCGCAGCGAGCCGGUGGAAGGACACCCUUUCCGUCCCCCAUCACACUCCUUCUCUGCCGUCUUUGAUGAAGACAAGCCAAUCGCCAGCAGCGGCACGUACAACUUAGACUUUGACAACAUCGAACUGGUGGACAAUUUCCAGACCCUGGAGCCUCGCUGCUCAGACUCCAAGGAUCAGGAAUGCAGAGUGAGUGCACGGAGGAAGUCCACAGACUCCGUCCCCAUCUCCAAGUCGACGUUGUCCCGCUCACUCAGCCUGCAAGCUGGCGACUUUGAUGGUGCUUCCUGCUCAGGCAGUCCCGAGGCGGCGACUGUCGCCCCAGAUGCACACAGCACGGGCUCGAGCAGUGCCUCCAGUACCCUUAAAAGAACUAAAAAACCGAGGCCGCCUUCCUUAAAAAAGAAACAGAGCGCUAAGAAAUCCACAGAAACCCCUCCAGUGAAGGAGACACAGCAGGAGCCAGCCGAAGAGAGUCUUGCCCCCAGGGAGGGGAGUCCAGCAUCCGAGACAAACACGGAGCCAGCCAAGGCAGAAGGUUCUGGAACAGCCUUAUCGGAGGAGACACCCCUAGAACCUGCUGCUGUGCCCAAAGCUGCCUGCCCCCUGGACUCAGAACGUGCAGAGGGGGCCGUCCCCCAAGCUUCUGGAGGUGGACGAGUGCAGAACUCACCCCCGGUUGGAAGGAAAACGUUGCCUCCUGCCACGGUCCCGGAGGCCGUGGAGGUGACCCCGUCAGACAGUGGGGGGCAAGAGGACUCCCCAGCCAGAGGGCUCUCAGUGAGGCUGGAGUUUGACUAUUCUGAGGACAAGGGUAGUUGGGACAACGAGCAGGAAACCCCCCCUCCUACCAAAAAGAUAGGCAAAAAGCCAGUUGCCAAAAUGCCCCUAAGGAGGCCAAAGAUGAAAAAAACACCCGAGAAACUCGACAACACUCCUGCCUCACCUACCAGGUCCCCCGUUGAGCCCAAUGACAUACCCAUUGCUAAAGGUACCUACACCUUUGAUAUUGACAAGUGGGAUGACCCCAAUUUUAACCCUUUUUCUUCCACCUCAAAAAUUCAGGAGUCUCCCACCCUGCCCCAGCAAUCAUACAGCUUUGACCCCAACACCUGUGACGAGUCCAUUGACCCCUUUAAGACGUCCUCCAAGACCCCUAGCUCGCCUUCUAAGUCCCCAGCCUCCUUUGAGAUCCCAGCCAGUGCCAUGGACGCCAAUGGAGUGGACGGGGACGGGCUCAACAAGCCCGCCAAGAAGAAGAAGACGCCUCUCAAGACUGACACAUUUAGGGUGAAAAAGUCGCCAAAACGGUCUCCUCUCUCUGAUCCGCCUUCUCAGGACCCCACUCCAGCGGUGACCCCAGAAAGCCCACCAGUGAUCUCGGCAGUGGUCCACGCAACCGAUGAGGAAAAGCUGGCAGUCACCAGCCAGAAGUGGGCGUGCAUGACGGUUGACCUGGAGGCCGAUAAGCAGGACUACCCCCAGCCCUCAGAUCUGUCCACUUUCGUCAACGAGUCCAAGUUCAGUUCACCCACAGAGGAGUUGGAUUACAGAAACUCCUAUGAAAUCGAAUAUAUGGAGAAAAUCGGCACCUCCUUACCUCAUGACGAUGACGCACCGAAGAAGCAGGCUUUGUACCUGAUGUUUGACGCUUCUCAGGAGAGCCCCAUCAAGUCUCCUGUCCGGAUGUCGGACUCCCCGACGCCGUGUUCAGGAUCAAGUUUUGAGGAGACUGAGGCCCUUUUGAAUGCUGGGGCCAAAAUCCAGCAUCCCAUCCCACGAGGGCUGGCCCCCAACCAAGAGCCACACUUGCAGGUGCCAGAGAAGUCCACGCAGAAAGAGCUGGAGGUCAUGGCCUUGGGGACCGCUUCUGACCCGAUUGAAAUUACAGCUCCGGAGGGCUCCUUUGUUUCUGCUGAUGCCCUGCUCAGCAGGCUGGCUCAUCCAGCCUCUCUCUGUGGUGCGCUUGACUACCUGGAGCCCGACUUAGCAGAAAAGAACCCCCCAGUAUUUGCUCAGAAACUUCAGGAGGAGUUAGAGUUUGCCAUCAUGAGGAUAGAAGCCCUGAAGCUGGCCAGGCAGAUUGCCCUGGCUUCCCGCAGCCGCCAAGACGCCAAGAGAGAAGCUGCUCACCCAACAGAUGUCUCCAUAUCCAAAACAGCCUUAUACUCCCGCAUCGGGACCUCUGAGGCGGAGAAAGCCCCAGGCCUUCUGUACCCACAGCCCGACUUGGACUCUGCAUUGCAGAUCGCCAGGGCAGAGAUCAUAACGAAGGAGAGAGAGGUCGCAGAGUGGAAAGAUAAAUAUGAAGAAAGCAGGAGGGAAGUGAUGGAAAUGAGGAAAAUAGUGGCCGAGUACGAGAAGACCAUCGCUCAGAUGAUAGAGGACGAGCAGCGGGAGAAGUCCGUCUCCCACCACACCGUCCAGCAGCUGGUCGUGGAGAAGGAGCAGGCCCUGGCCGACCUGAACUCCGUGGAGAAAUCGCUGGCCGACCUUUUCAGGAGAUACGAGAAGAUGAAAGAGGUCCUGGAGGGCUUUCGUAAGAAUGAAGAGGUGCUGAAGAAGUGUGCCCAGGAGUACCUGUCCCGAGUGAAGAAAGAGGAGCAGAGGUACCAGGCCCUGAAGGUGCACGCCGAGGAGAAAUUGGACAGAGCCAAUGCCGAGAUCGCCCAGGUCCGAGGCAAGGCGCAGCAAGAGCAGGCCGCCUACCAGGCCAGCCUGCGGAAGGAGCAGCUACGCGUGGACGCGCUGGAGAGGACGCUGGAGCAGAAGAAUAAAGAGAUAGAAGAACUCACCAAGAUUUGUGACGAGCUGAUUGCCAAAAUGGGGAAAAGCUAACUUUGAACCAAAUGUCUGGACUUGACCGUUGGGUGCAAUAUGACCGUCGGCACACUGCUGUCCUCCCGGAUACACGGACAGGCCGUUUGACUUUUUCGUAUGCACUACUGUAUUUCCUUUCUAAAUGACAUUGAUUUGAUUGUAUGCAGUACUAAGGAGACUAUCAGAAUUUCUUGCUAUUGGUUUGCAUUUCCCUAGUAUAAAUUCAUAGCAAGUUGACCUCAGAGUUCCUGUAUCAGGGAGAUUGUCUGAUUCUCUAAUAAAAGACACAUUGCUGACCUUGGCUUUGCCCUUUGUAUCCGAGUUCCCAGGGUGAGCAGCUUUUGGACUGAAUAUUAUAAACGUGUACAGCUUGCACAGGGACUCUUGCCUUAAGGAGUGUAAACUUAAUCGGCGUUUGACGAUUUGUUUAAAAAAAAAAAAAAGGAAAGAAAAGAAAAUGCAUGUUUCAAAUAAAAUCUCUAUUGUAAAUAAAUUUUUUUUCCUUUGGAUCUUGGCAAUAA
Messenger RNA from Trichechus manatus latirostris (Florida manatee), 4091 nucleotides. It is a transcript of the gene TACC2, whose product is annotated as transforming acidic coiled-coil containing protein 2. The record is from RefSeq and is a predicted model, not a curated record. Gene Ontology annotation, biological process: mitotic spindle organization; cell population proliferation; cerebral cortex development. NCBI's taxonomy places the organism in Eukaryota, Metazoa, Chordata, Mammalia, Sirenia, Trichechidae. The transcript has 17 exons. The coding region runs from base 511 to 3588 and encodes 1025 amino acids. Gene Ontology annotation, cellular component: cytoplasm.